Trichoplusia ni (cabbage looper) is the source of this 913-nucleotide messenger RNA. RefSeq names its product trypsin, alkaline C-like. The record is from RefSeq and is a predicted model, not a curated record. NCBI's taxonomy places the organism in Eukaryota, Metazoa, Arthropoda, Insecta, Lepidoptera, Noctuidae. The transcript has 4 exons. Gene Ontology annotation, molecular function: serine-type endopeptidase activity. Bases 56 to 823 code for a protein of 255 amino acids. Gene Ontology annotation, biological process: proteolysis.
UCAUAUAAAUAUGAAUUUAACAAACGGAUCGUAACUAUUUUCAGUCUUCGGUAAAAUGCGUGUGAUUGCAUUGUUGGCUCUCUGCUUUGCUGCUGUGGCAGCCGUUCCCAGGAAUCCCCAGAGAAUCGUCGGGGGUUCUGUCACCACUAUUGACCAGUAUCCAUCUAUGGCCUCACUCCUCCACUCUAGGACCUCAUCUGGCCACAGGCAGUCCUGCGGAGGCUCCAUCCUUAACAACAGAGCCGUCCUUACUGCUGCCCACUGCACCAUCGGUGAUGCUCCUGCCAGAUGGCAAGUCCGUGUAGGCUCCACCAACGCCAACAGCGGUGGUGUGGUUCACACCGUCCGAUCCAUAAUCAACCAUCCCAACUACAAUGCUGUAACCACAGAUAACGACGUUGCCAUCAUUCGCGUUUCUUCCACAUUCUCCUUCAACAACAACGUGCGCGCUGCUUCUAUCGCCGGCCCUAACUACAAUCUUGGUGAUAACCAAGUCGUCUGGGCUACUGGAUGGGGACGUCUUUUCUUCCUGGGACCAGCCUCUGAGCAACUUCGCCACGUACAGGUCUGGACUGUGAACCAAAACGUUUGUAGCCAGCGUUACCAGACUAAAGGAAAAAUUAUCACCCCCAACAUGUUGUGCUCCGGCUGGCUUGACGUCGGCGGUCGCGACCAGUGCCAGGGAGACUCCGGCGGUCCUCUCUACCAUAACGGUGUUGUUGUUGGUGUUUGCUCUUGGGGUGAACAAUGUGCUCUCCCGUAUUACCCCGGUGUUAAUGCUCGCGUAUCUCGCUUCUCCUCAUGGAUUCAGAACAAUGCUUAAAUAAUAUACGAUUGUUCAAAUUAAUUAAUAAUAAUCGACGACCUCCGUGGUCGAGUGGCGUACGCACCGGUUUCAAGGUGUCGCUAGCUC